AUGGCCAUUGGCGACGCUGGUGAAGUCCAAGCCGUCGGCUUGGAUCCUGCUCUGCUUGAUGCCUCUGGCGACCCUCAGCGCAAGCAUCCAGAAAUGCACUCCACAGGAGCACCUCCCUAUCUUCACUCCGAGGGAAAGGCCACCCUUCAAGACAACUACCUGACCGAGGCCGACGACGAACCCACAGCAGAGGAACUCUUGACCCUGCGCCGUGUGCCUGCUCACAUUCCAUGGAGAAUCUUUUCUAUCGCCUUUGUUGAGCUGGUAGAGCGCAUGUCUUACUAUGGAACCAUCGCCGUCUAUUCCAACUUCAUCGCCAAGCCGCUCAAGACCCCAACUGGUGCCGCCCUCGAUCCUUCCAGCGACGAGGCCCAGCCCGGCGCAUUGGGUCUCGGAAAGCAAAUUUCCUUCAGUUUGACCACCUUCAACUCCUUCUGGGUCUACUGUUGCCCGCUUCUGGGAGCCUGGAUCGCCGACACCUACCUCGGUCGUUACAAGACCAUUUUCUACUCUGUCCUCGUUGCUGAAGUCGGCCAUAUCAUUCUCGUUGCCUCCUCUGCACCCUCUGUUCUCGAGAAGCCCAACACGGCCCUCGGUGUCUUCAUUCUCGGUUUGAUCAUCAUGGGUCUCGGAACGGGAACCUUCAAGCCCAACAUCUCACCUUUGAUUGCUGAACAGGUCCCUCAAGAGCGCAUGCGUGUCGAGACUCAAAAGGGCGAGCGCGUCAUUGUCGACCCGGCUGUGACGGUGACGAGAAUCUACAAUUGGUUCUACUUCUUCAUCAACAUUGGCGCCUUGGUUGGCCAGAUUGGUAUGGUCUACGCCGAGCGCUAUGUCGGCUUCUAUCUGGCCUACCUGAUCCCCACAGUCAUGUUCGUCCUCUGUAUCCCUGUCCUCAUCUUCUGCAAGAAAUGGUACAUUCUCCGUCCACCGAGCGGCAACGUCAUGGGUCCUGCUUUCAAGCUGUGGUUCAAAGCCCUUGGUGCGGGCUGGACGAGGAGCCCUGCGCAGACGUGGAAGAACUGGAACGAUGGCACCAUGUGGCAAAAAGUCAAGCCCUCGUAUCUCGGUGCAAACGCACCCUCUUGGUACAAUUUCGACGACGCCUGGGUCGACGAGGUGGCCCGUGGUCUCGGUGCCUGUUCCGUCUUCUUCUGGGUUCCCAUCUUUUGGCUCGCGUACAGGCAGAUGGAUUCCAACCUGACGCAAAUGUGCUCCACCAUGAAACUCAACGGUGUCCCCAACGAUUUGCUGCAAAACCUCGAUCCCAUUUGCAUUAUCAUCAUCGUACCUAUCAUGGACGUCGUAAUCUACCCCUGGCUCCGCAAAAAGGGCAUCCGCUUCACGCCCAUCAAGAAAAUCACCGCCGGCUUCAUCCUCGGUGCCUUCUCCAUGGUCUGGGCCGCCGUGCUCCAACACUACAUCUACAAGACCUCGGGCUAUUACGAAACCGGCGCCGCAGAGUACAAAUCCCCCAUCAACGUCUGGGCCGUCACCGGCGUCUACGUGCUCAUCGCCACGUCUGAAAUCUUUGCCUCGGUCACGACGCUCGAAUACGCCUUCACCAAAGCCCCGAAAAACAUGCGCUCCCUCGUCCAAUCCGUCCAGCUCUUCACCACCGCCUUCUCCGCCGCCCUCGCCCAGGCCUUCACCCCGCUCACCAACGACCCCCACGUCGUGUGGAAUUACGGCGCUGUGGCUAUCAUUUCGUUUGUCACAGGCAUCGCCUUCUUCUUCGCCUACCGCAGAAUGGACAAGCAAGAAGACGAGCUCAAUUUGCUACCAACGGGUCAUUUGGGCACCGCGACACAGGCUGAGGAUGUCGAGCGUCGCGCGAGCGUGGCGUCGCAUAGCCACGGGGCGGCCACUACGCUCAAUGAGAAGAAUUAG
This is a messenger RNA of Plenodomus lingam JN3, 1890 nucleotides long. RefSeq lists its product as uncharacterized. Gene Ontology annotation, cellular component: membrane. The record is from RefSeq and is a predicted model, not a curated record. Gene Ontology annotation, molecular function: transmembrane transporter activity. Lineage: Eukaryota; Fungi; Ascomycota; Dothideomycetes; Pleosporales; Leptosphaeriaceae. Gene Ontology annotation, biological process: oligopeptide transport; transmembrane transport.